AUGCCUUCAGCUUCGGUCGCCCUGACUCCGUUAUCGUCUAUCUUCCGCCUCUUGCUGGUGUAUACGGUUCCGGUCUCCGCUUCGAAGGGGUUACACAUGAAACGCUCUGGAAGUGUUGAUGCUCCCUCGUCGCUGAACAGAUCGCUACUUGCUAUCCAACUGGGAAGUAUCGCUGGUGCCUACGUGGUGUUUGUUGCCGUUCUUCUUGCCCUACUUCUCUCCGUUGGACGACGCCUGCGACGCACAGUCCACUCUUCCAACUACUCUUUGCAAAUGCAAAUCUUGAGGCCUGUCAAACCCACACUGGAUAUGGAUCCGAGCCCAAUUUCGCCCAUGUCACAGAAUAUCCCUUCUCUGCAUCGAGGUGGUAGGCCCUCGCAGACCUCUUUCAACGGCAGCAUGGUGACAGUCGACGAGUCCGUGGUCGCUUCGGACCGCCAGCGGGCUCAGGAUGAAAUGGAGAUGUUAUACGCAGCGGUCUUGGAGCAUGAUGCUCAGAAAUCCGCUGGAGUCGACAUUGAUGUCACUGCAAGGAACUCGGACUCUCAGAGUAAUUCACCGGCUAGCCAGUACAGCAACCCAUUCACCGAUCGCCAUGCCUCACAAAACUCCGGAUUCUCUUCCUCGGCUCUUCUAAAUGCUCCCUUGAAGUCUCCCAAGCCGUCUCGCUUAUCGAAGUUGUUCAGCUCCAACGCUCGAUCAAAUCCGGAUGCAGGCAAAUUGAAGUCUCCACGGUUUAGCAUUCGCAAGCAACAGAUUUCAUCUCCAAUUGGUUCUCCAGGUCCUCUUGGCUCUCCAGAGAUCCGUUCACCCCAGCCUUAUGUCCCUGAACAGCCACCUCUCUCCCCACGGAUCUAUAAUCCUGGCCCACCUCCUUCGAUCCCCUCAACUCGCCCAGAACUAGGUUUUGGGCAGAACACGCCUCCAAUUAUGCCUCCCACCGGACGUUCAAGGGCACCUGCGCCCUUGAACUUGUCUACCAUCAACCAGGCAGCAUCAAAUCUCCCGUUCCGUGAUGCAUAUCCUUUGCGUAGUGCUCCAGCCACCAAGACGACCAUCCUGGAGAGGCCCGUGAAGAAUUCGCAUGGACCCAUAACCGGCGUACCAACACCGUAUAGUGCAUACAUGCCAUUCACUCCUGUGACACCGUUCACACCCGGCCGAACAGUCACAAAGCGUCAACGCAGACGCGAGGAGAAGGAGAAUGGUCUCCGAGUCUUGAAUGAAGAUGACCUAGUCAAAGAUGAUGACGACGUGUGGGGAUGA
This is a messenger RNA of Penicillium maclennaniae, 1266 nucleotides long. RefSeq lists its product as uncharacterized. Lineage: Eukaryota; Fungi; Ascomycota; Eurotiomycetes; Eurotiales; Aspergillaceae. The coding region runs from base 1 to 1266 and encodes 421 amino acids. The transcript has a single exon. The record is from RefSeq and is a predicted model, not a curated record.